GUCGUCAUUGUGGAAAAAUGACAACAGUAUGGAUGGCUGCACCUGAAAAGAAAGGAACUCUCACGUCUGUGCCCUGUAAAGUGAGACAGAUUUGAUUAAGAGAGUGAUUAUAUCAACCAGCAAAGAAAGAUGCCAUUUAAAUGGCGGCUGAAGAAGACGCGAAAGUAUGACAUUUCCACGAAAAACCUGUUCAUCGUCGGUGUGUACCUGCUGGACAAUGCGUACUUAGAGUGUACGCUGAGUGCUGAGAGCACGGGCCAAGAAUGUCUCAACAGUAUCGCCCAGCGGAUCGAGCUCUCCGAGAGCCUGUACUUUGGCCUCCGCUAUGUGAGCAAGAAACUUCACUUCCACUGGGUGGACCUGGAGAAACCCUUGAAGAAGCAGCUGGACAAAUAUGCUCAGCCCGCCAGCCACUCGCACUGCCUCUACUUUGGCGUGAUGUUUUACGUCAUCGGGGCGCACAAGAUCCCGGACGAAGUGGCCAGGUACCACUACUACCUACAGCUGAAGAAUGACGUCAUGGACGGGAGGCUGCCCUGCUCGGUCGAGCAAGCCAUUCGCCUCGCCGCUUACAGUCUGCAAGCUGAGUUUGGUGACUACGAGCCAGAAAAGUAUUCUGCAGAAGAAUAUCUUUUAUUUCCAAAGACGAUGAUGAAAGACGAGAACACGGCCGCGGAGCUGCUGGCUGAGGCGAUCGCGGGCCACGAGAGUCUGAAGGGCGUGCCUCCGGUGAGGGCGGAGCUGCAGUACGUCAAGGAGGUUCAGAUGAUGGACGGCUACGGGGCGGAGUACUACAGUGCUAAGGACGAGUCAAGGAAGGACUUGUACCUAGGGACGUCCCACGCCGGCAUCUUUGCUCGCUACAUCGACGGCCAGUCAACAGUUUACUACAAGUGGGCCGAAAUUGCGAAAGUGACGCAGAACAAGAAGACUCUGGAAAUCGAUACCCCGAAAAGCUCCGUCCAGUUUCAGAUGGAGGACACAGACACGGCCAAGUACGUGAGCAGACUGGCCCAGCUGCAGCGACAGUUCUACAAGUCCAGCAAAGGGAACUUAAGUCAGAGCCUGACUGAUGUAAGCGUCUCUGGCCAAGCUGAUGGACAGAUCUUCAUGCUCCUCAUGCAUCUAGUUCCCACAUACAAGACAGAAGAUACGGUGUUGAGGUUCUGCAGAGCUCACAGCAGAGUCUCGAGUCCUCGACAGAAUCUCAGCAACUGCAACAGUACCCGCUACAUCAUCACCACACACAGCAGCAGCAGCAGCAGCAGCAACAGCAGCAGCACCAGACUGCUGGGCUGGAGGCUGACGCUGGCAACUCGGUCUAUCAGCAGCAGAUGAUGAGGCACGAAUCUCUCACGCCGACCCCCGACGGGGAGCCCCUCUAUGUAAACCGCUCGGCUCUUCUGCCGGCGUACAGGCCAAGUCCAGACUACGACAUGGUCAUGCAGCAGCGAAUUAUUCAUCACCACCACCAUCAGCAGCAGCAGCAGCAGGGGCAGGGGCAGACCCACUUUGAGGAGCUGACACCCCCGCAUCUCGGGGCGUCCCAAGUUUAUGUCCACCCUGACGGAAUGGCUUACAGCCAGCCGGAGAUAAGUCAGAUGACCGCAGCAUACCGCGACGAGCAUGGGAACUAUGCCAACAUGGAGGCCCUCCGCAGCUACGGUCACUACGCCAACAUCUUCCAGGACGACCAUAACUUCUACCAAGGUCGUGGUGCAGACAGGGGAAACAAUCUGGCGGUUCACCCGACCUACAGCUCCCCGGAGCUCAACACAGAACUCCACCACCAGCCUGAGGCGUUUGCCGCCAGCGAGUUCUCCGCCCAGGAAGCUCUGGCCUACCACUUCCGGCCGCCCCCGCCCUACCCCCGCACCAGCAGUAGCACCCCGGACCUGGCCGGGCAAGCCAGCGCGAUACACGAGCUCCCAGAACCCCACCUGGUGGAGACGGCCGGGCCCCACGACUUUGUCACGCAGUCACGCCUGGACCGAAGCGUGGAUGACUUGUCCGUGUUUCAGAACUUCCAGCAGACAGCUGCUGUUGGCUAUCCCCCCUCAGCGGCUGGGGUUCAAAUCUCCACGCAGCAGCAGCAGCACGCGACUGGCUCUGACACGAGUAACGGCGGCCACGUGGCUGUGCUGAACCGGCCGGUAGAGUCUGUGGGCGAGACUCCCUUAGGGGUGGGCGUGGCAGAAACGUUACACGUCACGGACUCUGGUCCCGGUGGGGCCGACGCUGGGCCGGACGCUAGCGCCAACCAGGACAAAGGUGCUCCGGAUCCCUCGUCUGCUCCGUCUAGUCUUACCGCGGGUGACCUCCCCUCGGCGCCCCUCACCGCCGCCCGGCUCCUAAGCGACGACCAAGAGGACACGUCCAGCGAACACUCGUACUCCACGUUCCACGCCAAAGACUCGGACGACAGCUCGGAAGACGACACCCUGCGCGUCAAACCAAUUCAGCAGGAGGAGUCGAAGAUUCAGAUCCGGAUGUUCAAACCACAAGAGGCCCCGCCUCCCUCGAAGAUCAAGGAGGAAGCCACGCUGAGAGAAAGCUUCCGGCGCUUGAAGAUCGCUCGCGCCAGCUCGCUCAACAGAGAGGUGCUGCCUGGUCUGCGGCGGUCGUCGCUGCGGGGCUUGAAGGAAGCGACUGAGACGGACACUCUCACACCGUCGGUUCUGAAGGUGGUCAGCGAACAGACGCAGGAGCUGCCGGGCCAGGCUAGUCUCGCACUGGCCAGUUCCUCGUCCUCCACAGGACAGGCGGCUAGCGUGGACACUCAUCAACUGAAGGAUAUUGCCACCGGAACGGUUGAGUCCCACGAAAUGAAAGAGAUCUUGGAGCGGUUGGGAGCUCCGCCUCCCUACCCCGGUGGUCUGGCCAUGCCGGAACCAGGUUCGAACCCUCUCCCCUCCCCUGCCGUGGGUGUUCAAGCCGAGGCUAGCGCGGCGGCUCCCUCUUCUCUGAUGAACAAUAACAACGUGGACCUAAAAGACCUGGAGAAACUGAUCGUGAACAAUGUGUCCGGUAAACAACAGCCGUCGUCGUCGUCGGCCACGGUCAAACGAUCCAGCUCUAUGGGAACCGCGCCGGUGGCCAGAGACACUCCGUUGCUACCUCCGCGGAGAGAAGAGCUGGUGAAGCCCAGAUCUGCCACGUACAGCCUCGACACCAAAGUGCCAAUCUCCAAGCCGGGCAUGGUGCUGUUUCACCAGGACUCGGAGUUUGAGACGUCGGUGCUGAAAUCGGAGCCCGCCCCAAAAGUGUCGGGGACAGAGAGCGACAGCGAGAGCGUGAAGUGUCUGAGCGAGGCGGGGAGCGAGCGGACGGCGGACAGCGACGAGCGAGAUGACCGCAGCGAGCACAUGGUCAGUCUGCAGGAUUACUCGAUGGGCUCCGAUAGCGACUCGGACCAGGAGAGGGGUUCCCCCGACAGCCAGCUGAGCAUGGGUCCCCUCAAGAUGGCUGCCAUGAACGGGCUGACUCUCUCCAGAUCUAUGGUUCUCUCGCUCAUGAACGACGACAGUCGGGCGCCAAAGGACGACAGGCGUCGCAUGUUGGAGAGCAAAAUCUCCGAAGGUCAAGUGUACGCCGAGUUUGAGCAAAUACCAAAGAAGUCGACCAACAACGAGUGCAAUGUGGCGCGAGCGCCGUACAACGCGACCAGGAACAGGUUCAAAGACGUCCAGCCCUAUGACUACACGCGGGUCAAGCUCACGCCAAGGAAAGAUAAUCCCGACGGUUAUAUCAACGCCUCCCACAUCAAACUGACGGCGAACGAGAACAAGUGGCUAUUUAUAGCGACACAAGCCCCGCUAGAGAACACGGCCGUCGACUUCUGGCAGAUGGUGUGGGAGAACCAGGUGGAUGUGCUGGCCAUGUUGACCCAGUUUCAGGAGCUGGGCAAGCCCAAGUGUUACACGUACUGGCCCCAGGAGCCGGGACCAGAACACAAACAGGUGUACGGGGAGUUUGAGGUGGAGCUGCUGUUUACGGACGACUCGCUGUGCUACCUGACCAGCCGCAUCCUGGUGCGCCAGGCGGGCAGUCGGAGGGAGCACCAGGUCUGGCACCUACAGUACACGGACUGGCCUGACCACGGGUGCCCCGAGGACACCUACGGAUUCUUGGGUUUCCUCGAUGAGAUUGAGUCUGUGUCGCGGCUCGCGGAAACAGAGUCUGGCCGCGGGGAAAAGUCGCCGGUGGUUGUGCACUGCAGCGCGGGCGUCGGGCGUACCGGGGUGGUCAUUCUCACCAUGGUCAUGAAGUGGUGUCUGGAACAUAACCAUAAUGUUGACCUACCGAAAGCUCUGCUAGGGAUACGGAACCAGAGGAUGCACAUGGUCCAGACGAUGGGUCAGUACCGAUUUAUCCACGACACCCUCAUCCAGUACCUCAAAAACACACGGCUCAUCUGACCCCGCUGACCCCAGCCGACCCUUGCUGACCUCAGUGACCCUCGCUGACCCCUGCUGACCUCAGUGACCCUCGAUGACCCUUGGCGACCUCGCUGAUCUCUGUGACAUCAGUGACCCUCGCUGACCCCUCCGACCUUUGUGACCUCGGCACAGGAAGAAAAAGAAUUUGUGUUGGUUGGUCGACCCUUGCCUUAGAGACACACCCGUGUGUUCACCCGAGCCCGGCUCCUUACCAGACCUGUGUGUGUGUGCGUGCGUGUAUGUGUGUGUGUGUGUGUUUGUACGUGUGUGUGUGUGUGUGCGUGCGUGUAUGUGCGUGUGUGUAUGUGUGUAUUUGUGCAUGUGUGUGUGUGUUUGGACAUUAUUUUUUGUUUUCUUUGUCAAGCCAAGAAUGAGAUUCCCCCACUAUUUUUUUGAAUACCUGAACAAACUUGCAAUGAAAUUGUUAAAGGUGUGUGCGCGUGUGUGUAUGUGUGCGCGUGCCAUUUUUCACCUUUCUGUUUUUGCUAUGUUAACAUGUGACCUUUGUUCUUGAGCAAAUGUUGAACGUUUAUGUAAUUCCGAUUUAUUGAUGUAAAUACAUGCACUUUAAUAUAAUGUGAAA
Aplysia californica (California sea hare) is the source of this 5022-nucleotide messenger RNA. Its product is annotated as tyrosine-protein phosphatase non-receptor type 21. The record is from RefSeq and is a predicted model, not a curated record. Gene Ontology annotation, biological process: protein dephosphorylation. Gene Ontology annotation, cellular component: cytoskeleton. Gene Ontology annotation, molecular function: protein tyrosine phosphatase activity. NCBI's taxonomy places the organism in Eukaryota, Metazoa, Mollusca, Gastropoda, Aplysiida, Aplysiidae.